Molecule: messenger RNA, 1613 nt
Organism: Acipenser ruthenus (sterlet)
Lineage: Eukaryota; Metazoa; Chordata; Actinopteri; Acipenseriformes; Acipenseridae
Gene: rprml
Product: reprimo-like
Exons: 1
Coding region: 490-828 (112 amino acids)
Source: RefSeq, a predicted model, not a curated record
AUCUACUAAAUAAAGUUACGGGGACCAGGAGGAAGGAGUGUCUGUUAAGUGUUUGUGGUUAGACACAGGUCUGUGUGAACCGUCACUAUUAACGCUGAAGGGGAGUGCUUGAGAAGACCGCUUCAUAGCCCUGAUGCGUUUUCUUGUUCAUUAUUAAUGUAAGGCUGGGAUUCUACACUGUGCGCUACAGCAGUAUCUAGAGAAAGUUACCAAGCAGCAGUUGCGCGUCUAAUGGAUUUGUAUGAUUUGAAUACAUCAUAAAUCUUGGUGUUGAUCUCAUGCAAGAUUUACAGCAGUAACUGUCGAAACAAUAUGAUGCAAUUGAAUUAUUGAUGUAAAAUUGUGCAACGGUAUUUUAAUAGCCUGUGCUUUGUGAUUGUUUUAUUGCAUAUCGACGUGUCGCAGGAAACACUCAGUUUUAGUGUAACUGCUCUGUUUUUUUCUUAUUGAUAUUGUGCUGUAAACUAUUGACACUUUACCAUUUCAAAAAUGAACGGGACAUUUUUUAACCAGUCUAUCUGGGCACAAGGAAUCUUCACCAACAAAAGCCAGGACCUAGCAGAUUCCAUAGUGGGGUGCUGCAAUGGCAGUACCCCGGUCACCACAAGCGACGGAGGUUCCCUGGUCCUUGUCCCGGACGAGCGGAAUCUUUUCAUCACGAGAGUGGUGCAGAUAGCGGUGCUGUGUGUUCUAUCAUUAACUGUCAUUUUCGGCAUUUUCUUCCUGGGCUGCAAUCUGAUGAUCAAGUCGGAAAGCAUGAUCAACUUUCUAGUUAAGGACAGGAGACCUUCGAAAGAUGUGGAGGCUGUCAUCAUUGGCCUCUACUAGCAGUAUGUUGAGCUAGACUCCUGAUUGAGUAUAAGGACCAGGUCCAUAUACCGGAAUAAAUGAAAAUAUGUAACGUCAGGUGCUCUUUGUCCUGAAGCUGAAGUCAGAAGAAAAAGAACUGUUACUUGAAGAACUGUCAUAAAUAUAUGGUCUGGCGAUCCGUGUAUGUUUUAACUAUAAAAAUGAAUGCCUUCUGUUUAACUUUUAAUGUUUAAUAUGUAUUUGGUUUUUUGUUUGUUUCUAAGCCGCCUUCUCUUUCCUCGUGGUGAUUAUUAACCCUUCAUGGGUCUGCUGGAAUGUUUACAUUUUUUAUUAUUAAUAUUAUUUUGAAGGUUAUGCAUGCAGAAUUCCGUUUUUGUGCAUGGAAAUUGCUACCAAAAACUUGAGUACAGUAUGUCAAGUACAAAGCAUUUUGAAGAGAAUGCAAUCCAAAUGCGAGUCUAACGACUCUUGCACUUUUAUAAAGAUGUUCAGUGAAUGAGACAUCUAAAUAGUGAAGCAUGUUUAGCCAUUCCACCGAAAUGGAUGUUGUGCAUUGAAUUUCUUACCUAAGAUUUACACUUUGUACUAAAUGAGAAUUUAAAUUGAAGAAAGCAUGCUCAGUGCCUGUUAUAUUGUUACUAAAGAAUUUGAACAACUGUCUUUUGCACUUUUAUGAAAAUGAAAAUGCGGCAUGAUUUUUUGUACAAAACCCACUGUUGCGGUUUUUAUCAGUAAAGAUGUCAACGUUUUCAUUGAUUUGUCAUUAUUUAUUCAAGAAUAAAGUAAGGAAAUAGCAUAUUGAA